AUGCUGGCCAAAUCUCUUCUUACCAUGGUGCUCAGUGCCGUGCUGGCCACGGCAACUGUUGAUCCAGCCACUACUAACACGAAGGGAAAGUGUCCGGGGACGUAUAAUUGUUCUGCCGCCAAAACAUCCACCGCCAUCCAAGCCGCCGAAUGCUCCCACAACACUCGUACUUCCGGAACCCAAACCUUCGCCGUCUUCAAAACCAACCACGAAUACGACUCCUCCUACGGCGCGCCCUACGGCACCUGUGCCGCGUAUACCUGCACCGCGCCCACGGAUAGUGAAAUGACCGAUGAGGAUGAGGAUUGUUGGACGUUUUUUUGGAAUGAUAACGGGGAGUCCUCGGGUUCUGGAACGGGAUGUAUUCGGAGUCCGGAGGAUGGGACGUGUGGGUGUGAGGAUUCCGAUGGGACGUUUGUUUACGGGGGGAGUGAUUGCUCCUAG
Messenger RNA from Aspergillus ibericus CBS 121593, 444 nucleotides. RefSeq lists its product as uncharacterized. The coding region runs from base 1 to 444 and encodes 147 amino acids. The transcript has 4 exons. NCBI's taxonomy places the organism in Eukaryota, Fungi, Ascomycota, Eurotiomycetes, Eurotiales, Aspergillaceae. The record is from RefSeq and is a predicted model, not a curated record.